UUCUUCAUACGUGUCGCGUCGUUCGCUUUCACAUUCGUUUUAUUUUUGGGCUGAAAGAGCUUCACAACAACACAUAAAAUGGCUCCUCCACAGAGAAUGCGCGUCGCCAACGAGAAGGCCAGCAAAUAUGUGACAAUGCGUGGCAAUGUACCAAAAUCCUCGAAAGCGAAAGAGGGACAGUACCCCGUUGGACCCUGGCUCUUGGCGCUGUUCAUCUUCGUUGUCUGCGGCUCGGCUAUUUUCCAAAUCAUUCAGUCGAUUCGCGCUGCGUAAAUGGUUCCAGAUGACGGACUGUAGCAAUAAACAACUGAAGAUACUUCUUUCUGUAA
Molecule: messenger RNA, 329 nt
Organism: Drosophila persimilis
Lineage: Eukaryota; Metazoa; Arthropoda; Insecta; Diptera; Drosophilidae
Product: stress-associated endoplasmic reticulum protein 2
Exons: 3
Coding region: 79-273 (64 amino acids)
Biological process (GO): endoplasmic reticulum unfolded protein response
Cellular component (GO): endoplasmic reticulum
Source: RefSeq, a predicted model, not a curated record